AUGCAAAGUCGAGAUGCACCCGUGAGGAUCCUUCGCUCGCCAGCUGCGGUGCCAGCCCACCACUUACUGAUAUAUCCAAUGGAUUGCGCCGCCCUGCCGAGAUUGGGGAACCGAUACACCAACUUCUCCGUAUCAAAGGAGCGCUUCACAUCGUACAAGCUCUCAGAUGGGGGGCGCAGCGGGUACAUGCCAUGCGUUCCCUUUGGUCUCUUGUUUAUGGACGCUGCGAUCCCCGUUGCUGCUGGGCUGAUACAUCGGUCUGGUUCUGGUUCUGGUUCUGGUCUGGUUCUGGCUCUGAUUCUGGUUCUAAUUCUGAUAUUCAAUGUUCCUGCCAUUCUGUUGAGUGACAAGUUUUGUUUAUUUUGUUUUGUGCUGUACCACGCAACUGCUAUGGUUGUGUUCAGUUUCAGCCUUACGCUCCUGUUGGCCCUUGGGAGCCAUGCCGUGAAUGAUUAUAGCGUGGUAUUCGAUCAUCCUCCGCCAUAUCAAUUGAACACGACAACUCGCAUUGGCUACAAUGUCACCGCUUCUCCUGGGCAGUCUGGGCUAUCUCUGUUGCUAUUGCAGACCACGGCUUCUGAUAACGAGGGCGUUUCAUCAAGCAAUACAGCGACUUUUGCUGUUGUCCUUCAAGAUGUGUGUGUGUCUUGUAUGGGCACGAGGUGUCUUCCCGGUACUCGAAUCUACAUCAAUACGUCCCAGAUAUCAAUACCAGAAUAUAAGAGAACAGAAGCCGAAUUCCGCCUCGCGAGCACGUCAGGAGAUUUGAGGAACUUCUUUUUCUGCUUUGCCAGCAGAAGUGAUAUGCAACCGGAAAAUGACAUCUGUAGCUUCUUUAGUGAUUAUUUCAACAUGGAAAAUGCGGAUGUUGGGGAACAGUCUGGCUCUUCAGGCGAAUCCAUAUCAGCAAUACCGCCCCUAAGCAUACUACAAACCCCAACCGCAGUCAUUCGCAAAAGAACACUCGCGGUUCCCAUAGAAGCCAUGACUAUCACACAAAGCAGUACAUCAAACCUCCAGGUAAUUUUAAGAGCGACUGAGACAGCAACUCCCGCUUCGAAUUCUGCUUCAACGAAAACGACCGCCCCGACGACCACGGAAUCGUCUACGACACCCAUAUUGGCUAUCCCCGAGCCGACAGCAUCAGGUUCCUCCUCCUCCUCCUCCAACGGCGGCCUCUCAGUUGGAGCAAAAGUCGGAAUUGCCCUUGGCGUCUUAGCAUUUGCCCUCAUCCUCGUCCUGGUCGUUCUGUUCCUCCGCCGCAAGCACGGUAAACGCAGCCAACCCGAAAACGUAAAUCUCACAGAGGGCAUGCACCAGCACCAGGACUCCUACCCGCAAGAACUGAACGCCGAAAAGGCCAGCCCAAUCGCACCCUCUGAAGCCGCAACCCCCAUCGUUGAGCCGCUCUCCCGGCACUCCGCGCUCUCGCCUCAAGAGGUUAUAGCCUCACACUUUUGCGCUGCUGGCCCUGCAGCUGCAGUCCCCAGACGAAAGCCUAUUGCUGCGACAGUAGCGAGGGUCGCGACCAUGAGAAGCACAGCGUCUACGACUUCGUCGAGUGGAUUGCAGAGUCCGCAAUUACCGCAUGGGUUCGAGCAGUAUCACGAUAUACCGAUCACGUAUGGAGAUGCGAGGCAUUCCCCACAGGUAUUUCCCGAGAACUUGAAUUUGGUGCGAGCACCAUUCCUGUACAGUCAGGAGGGGCUGAGCGCCGAGGAGAUGGAGAGGCUGGAAGAUGAAGAGAGGAGGAUUGAUGCCGCGAUUGCGGAGGCGGAGCGAAGACAGUAUGGAGAAGAGAAGUGGGCGAGGCAAGUAGGUAGGUACCUAGAAGAGCGUAUGCGAGUCCAGCUAUCUACAGAUAUAAGUUGGUACAUACAACACGGUGAAGAUUUUCUCGCCCGAGGUGUCGAGAGGAACACGAAACCGCCUCUCGAUCUCGCUCCGAUGACCACCAUCCCAACACGAUACCAUGAAUGCGAUAGCCCAACCGCCCAAUGCACCCCCCAGAGAGCCAAUGUUGUCUCGUCUGCUCUAUUCGCCGUUCAAUGCACAGAAUACUACAAAAGGAACGCUAUGAAGGCUUCUUCCCAAAGCGUUGUCAAAACUCCGUAUGAUGAGUCGCUAAAGAAGGCUGUUAUUCAAAAGAAGAAAGAAAAGUAA
Messenger RNA from Drepanopeziza brunnea f. sp. 'multigermtubi' MB_m1, 2163 nucleotides. RefSeq lists its product as uncharacterized. The record is from RefSeq and is a predicted model, not a curated record. Lineage: Eukaryota; Fungi; Ascomycota; Leotiomycetes; Helotiales; Drepanopezizaceae.